Culicoides brevitarsis is the source of this 3004-nucleotide messenger RNA. Its product is annotated as proline-rich nuclear receptor coactivator 2 B-like. Gene Ontology annotation, cellular component: nucleus. NCBI's taxonomy places the organism in Eukaryota, Metazoa, Arthropoda, Insecta, Diptera, Ceratopogonidae. Bases 604 to 1104 code for a protein of 166 amino acids. The transcript is spliced from 2 exons. The record is from RefSeq and is a predicted model, not a curated record.
GAGUGAAGACGCUCGUUGUCUCUUAACAGCAGUAAAAAAAAAAUUAGAAAAAAAGUAAUUAACCAUAUUCAGUGCAAAUAUCAGCAAAAAAUCAAGAAAACUAAUCAAGUGCAGUCAAAUUUGGUAGAAAUUGAAUGUGAUUUUUGUAAAAUAAGGCAUCUAGAGUAAGGAAUCUAGGUAUAAAAGUAUUAUUGCGACGUAAAAAAAUAAAUUACGCUUGUUCGUUCGUUCAUUCGAAACAGAGAAUACAAAUAGAGGACAGCUGUACGCCACACACGAACGACAAACAGAAAAAAGGUUUUCUUUUUCUUUGUUAAUGUGUUAGCGACGCCAUUUUGUUUUUACGUCGUCAAAAAUAAAAAAAAACGCAAAUUGCAUUCAAUCCCAUUAAAAAAAGACAAAAAUCAGAGCAAAUUACGCAAAAAGCAUACACGAACAUUCUAGAAUUUUGUACGGAGCAAAAAAAAAAGGGAAAAAAAUUCAGUGCAUUUUUUAUCUUUUGUGAUACACAGUGAUAAGAGAAUUUUGUAUUUUUCAAUACAAUUAACGGUAAAAAAAAACUAAAAAAAAAGAGAAAGCUAACGUUGCAUUUUCAUCGUAAUCAUGACCAAUUCGCACAACAAAAUUAACAACAACCAGUAUCGGGGCUCGCCGAAGGGCGCUUCGCCCACAGAUCGGUUCUUCAACAACAACAGUCCGCCGUACUUGAGCAAUAACGGACGCCAGAAAAGCAGCAACAACAAUAGACAGCAACGUUCCCCCAGUACAAAGUAUUUUAGUAGCCAACCAUCGAGUAACAUUUGCAUAACACCAAACAAGUAUCAGCAACGUAGUAAUAAUAAGACGAGCAGCAAUCGUUCGCCAGCAUCGCCGGCUGUCUUGGUGCUCGGCAGUUCUCCCUUUUCCUCCGGCACGGCAGCGGGCUCGCCGCCAAAUUUCUCGCACUUUGCAUCGAGCAAAUGCUAUGACGCGCCAUUACCCACCUCUCUACCAAAACCACCAACCCAUUGGACGUCGUGUUCGCAAGAGGCCCACAAACAAGGUGCCAAGAAGUUUGACAUCUUCUCGCACAACCUCAAGUCCAUCCUAAAUGUUCAGGCGUAAAAAACACUCAAAAUUCUCUUCUUCUCCACGUAAUUGUAAAAAAAAGCAUCCGAAACUUUUUAAAAACCAUAACAAUUUCCGUUCAACUUCAAAAUCCUUCGUCGUCAUUCGUCGGUGUCGUUCAACAACGCAUAUGCGCAACAAACAAAUCUACCCCCUGUAAUGGCAUCGGGUUUCUUGCCCGUAUUUCACUCAAACAACCAUCAUUGGCACCAAUACUUUACAACUCUCGACUCGACUCGCUGGUUAAUGUUGCAACAACGGCUCGUCGUCGUCGUCGUCGUCGUGUAGCAGAAUGUGUAAAAUGAAAGACAGUGUCUGAAUGUAGUAAACAGGUCUGUUUAUUCUGGAAAACACACAAAAUUUUCAAAUCAGACAACAAGACUACUCAUUUUGCGUCACGUUACUCACGCACGUCAAGUAUCGCGUCGUCAUUGCCAUUCAUUGCGAAAUUCACGUCAUCAACCAUAGUUGAGUCAUAGUCACAUAUACAAAAAAAAAUUAUAAUUCCACUGUUAAAAAUUUACCCUUCAUACGGAACGACAAAAACGAAAGACAACAAGUUCUAUUUAACUUUUUGAACAUUUUUUUUUUUCAAUUUGAAUUGUAACAAUAAUAUUUUUUACAUAAAAAUAAGUCAAUGUUUUAAAUUUUCAAAUGAUUUUUUUUUCCUUUUUACUAUUAAACAUUUUUUUUUAUUAUGUAUUGAACACGACAAAAGUAACUAUUACAUUAUAAGUAAACCCCUUUUUAAAAUAUAAAAUACGUGUAUGUACAAUUAUUAUGUAUAGAGAACAAAAAAAAGAAGAAAAUAAGGCGAACUUAUUCGUUAUUUUGAAUGAUGAAUGCUCUGAUAAAUUUAAAUUUAAAAAAAAACUGAAUAUAAGAUUUAACGAUGAUGACCUAGGCAAUAUGAUAACAAGGCUAUAUGGUUCAAGAAACAAACGAGACAACACAAGAUGAAUUAUAUUGAAUUUUAAUGAUAUAUAAUAAAUAUAAAUAAUAAAAAAAAACAUAUAUAUUUGGACAAACAAAAGUAAAUAAAUGAGAAAUUGUAAAGUGUAUAGAGACAGGCAAUUUUUGUUAGGUAGGGAAAGGAAGAUAGGGAAUUUUAGUUUUGAAAGGAAUCAAAGGCAAGGGACUUAACAUUGGAAUUUGGCGCCAUAUUAAAACGAGACACCUUUUAAUUUUUGCAUAAAUUCAGGUAUUAAAUUUUGUUAAACAUAUAUUUUAUAAUUAUAUACAUUCAUUAUACAUAAUAUUAUAUAUAAAUGUAUAUAUUAUUUAAUAUAUAUAAUUUUUCGAUAUAUAAAUUUAAAUAAUUAUUAAUUUUUUUUCACAUGUUGUUUAAAUUCACUCAUAAUGAUCAAAAAUAGUAACUUUCAUUUUUUUUUAAAUUUUAUCAAGUUUAUAACUCGCUUUUGUAUGGCUGCUAAAUUAUUGGGAUUUUGACGCAAGACGUGUAAGCCUUUCCUAAAUAAAUUUUUAAGGUUUCGCUCGUGUGUCGAAACACACUCAAACAAUGAUAUUUAUAGGGAUUUCUAAAUAAGAAAGAAAAAGGAAAGGAAAGUUAGUUACGCAAGCAACGAGAGAAUAAAAAAAGGUAGAAGAAUUUUUUUAAUGAAACUCGGAUGAAAUUGGAAUUAACAAAAAUUAAAAAAAAGAAAGAAAUGAAAAAAGAAAGGUUUUUCACACAGGUUAGAAGAUUAUUAGUUUUAAGGUAAAAACAUGUAAAUUUAAGUUCAAACUUCACAAUAGACAAACAUUUAUUAGCGCAGACACAUUAUAAAGAAGGAUUUAAUUAUUAAAUUAAAUCGUGAAAAAUUAAACACACACAUUUUUAAACUGCAGUACAAAGCUCUUUAAUUAUGAUAGAUUUGAAUGUAUAAUCGUGCGAUAU